AUGCCUUCCAUUACGAGUGAUGGUCGACACACAGUCCCUAUCUGGGAUCAGUUCGAUGGCAGUUCAUCAGAGUCCGAGAUCGUUGACCCCAUGGAUUACCCAGCAGUCAGUAUCCCGGGAUAUUCUGAGAAACCCCUGAAUGAGCAGCUCGAACCAAUUGCAGUGGUUGGAAUGGGAUGCCGCCUGCCGGGAGAUAUUAGCUCCCCUUCCCAAUUCUGGGACUUGAUGAUCAACAAAAGAACCGGCCAAACCCCCAAAGUGCCUGCCAGUCGAUUCAAUAUAGACGCUCACUUUCACGAGAACAACGAACGACCGGGAAGUUUUAACGUUUUAGGUGGUUACUUCCUGAACAGCAGCCUGCAGGAAAUGGAUCCAGUUCUAUUCGGAAUUUCACCUAUUGAGGCCAUGUGGAUGGAUCCACAGCAAAGGAAGCUUCUUGAGGUUGUUUAUGAAACUUUCGAAUCUGGCGGUUUGACUCUGGACACACUACGAGGUUCGAAGACUGCUGUCUUUAUUGGAAGCUUUACUAGCGACUACCAACAAAUGUCAUUCAAAGAGCCAGACUUCCGACACUCUUAUGCCGCUACUGGCGUAGACCCCGGGCUCAUCAGCAACCGCAUUAGCCACGUGUUUGACCUCAAUGGCCCUUCAAUUGUAGUGAAUACCGCCUGUUCCAGCUCGGUGUAUGCAAUGCACAAUGCCUGCAACGCAUUGCGCAAUAACGAGGCCGAGGCAGCUAUUGUGGGCGGUGUCAACCUUGUCUUGACCGUGGACCAGCACAUGAAUACAGCCAAGCUUGGAGUUCUUUCUCCAACAUCGACAUGUCAUACAUUUGAUGAGACGGCGGAUGGAUAUGGACGGGCUGACGGCGUCGGAGCUGUUUACCUAAAGCGUCUUGGCGAUGCCGUUCGGGAUGGAGAUCCAAUCCGGGGUGUUCUUCGUUCUAGUGCUGUUAAUUCAAAUGGAAAAGUACCUGGCGUUGGAAUCACACAUCCGAACCUGGCUGGCCAGGAGGCUGUUAUCCGUGCGGCGUAUAGCAGGGGAGGAAAUCUGGACCCAAAGCUCACAGGAUACUUUGAGUGUCAUGGAACAGGUACUCCCAUUGGUGACCCACUUGAGGUUCACGCAGUAGCAAAGGCAAUGAAUACGAAUCGAUCAGCGGAUGAGCCUCCUCUGCCUAUUGGUGCUGUGAAGACAAAUAUUGGCCAUUCGGAAGCGGCUUCUGGUCUAUCGGCUGUUAUCAAAGCCAUUUUGACUGUUGAAAAGGGAAUCAUUCCUCCGACUCGUGGAGUUGUGAAAAAGAAUCCCAAGAUUGACUGGAGGAACUGGAAGGUCGAUGUGGUUACAGAGCCAACCCCGUUCCCGGCCCAUCUACCCGUUCGACGAGUCAGUGUCAAUUCUUUUGGUUAUGGAGGUACAAACGGGCAUGUCAUUGUGGAAUCUGCCGAUUCUUUUUUGCCUCGUGGCCCAACAUAUGUGAGCGGCUCAAGCACAAUGAAACCACCACGUGGUGCAUUCAGUCGAAACCGGCCUUUCCUCCUCCCCUUCUCUGCCCACGAUAGGCCUACACUCGACGCCAACAUAAAGGCUCUCAGCAGGGUCGCUUCACAUUAUAAUCUUUUGGAUUUAUCUUACACUCUCUCCAACCGCAGAUCGCGCCUGGCCAGUCGAGGCUACGUGGUUGCUAGCUACGCAACCCUUGAUUCUGUCCUAGAUAACGCGGCCAAGGACUUUUCAUUUGCUGAGAAGAAGAAAACCCCAACUUUAGGAUUCGUUUUUACAGGACAAGGGGCUCAAUGGGCGCGUAUGGGUAGCGAACUUAUGUCGUACUAUCCCAGCUUUAUACGCUCUAUUCGUGUGCUCGACAGAGCUUUGGAAGAUCUCCCGGAUGGCCCUGAAUGGACAUUAGAGGACACACUUCUGCAAGAUGCUAGCAAUUCUCGGGUAAAUGAAGCCGAGUUUUCGCAGCCUCUUUGUACUGCCAUUCAAGUUUCUCUUGUCCAAUUACUUUCCCUGUGGGGAAUUAAACCCGUUGUCACUGUUGGCCACUCUUCAGGGGAAAUUGCAGCUGCGUAUGCUGCGGGCUUGAUUUCAGCAAAUGAAGCCAUUAUCGCAGCUUACUAUCGCGGAAAGGUUGUUCGGGACGUCAAUACUGAUGGUGCAAUGUUGGCUGUCGGUCUCGGAGCAGAGGGCGUCUCUCCAUACAUUUCGGACCUGGGGCAACAAGUGGUAAUUGCCUGUCACAACUCGCCUCUGAGUGUCACACUCAGUGGAGAUUCUCCAGCUUUAGAGCUUGUGAAGACACGACUCGACGCCGAAAGUAUUUUUGCCCGGAUUGUUAAGACAGGGGGUAAAGCAUACCAUUCCCGCCACAUGGAGCCAGUCGCAGCUGUUUACGAAGAAUUACUACGCAACGGACGUCGUUACGUUGCUCAGGAUGAAGCAAUUUCGACCUCGGCCAAGAUGGUCUCAUCUGUCACCAAUAGUAUAAUUUCUUCCGAUACAAUUAUCGAUGAGACGUAUUGGAGUGCCAACUUGCGUAGCCCGGUGUUGUUCAACCAGGCUGUACAAACAAUGGUGACUAGUCCAGAUUUUGAGAAGGUCGACAUGCUGGUGGAAAUAGGUCCCCACUCUGCACUUUCGGGUCCAGUUAAGCAAAUCAAAGCUGAAUGCAAAUUAGAAAAAUUGAAUUACUUGCCUACCUUGCUUCGUGGUGAAGACUGUGCUUCACAGCUCUUGAAGCUCGCCGGUGAGCUGUUCCUUAGGGAUUACUCCUUCGACAUUGCCCGAGCCACUUCAAUAGAAGAGUCUCUUCCCAGUGGCAAAAUUCAGGUUACCAAAGGGUCUCUAAUCGUCGACCUUCCAACUUACCAAUGGCAAUACAACAAGGAGCUUUGGGCGGAGCCUCGCCAUAGCAAAGAGCAUCGUAAUCCGACUCACAUGCGACACGAUAUUCUUGGCGCUCGCCUUCCAGGGGCCGGUGAAAUGAUUUGGCGGAAUGUCCUGCGCAUGAAAGAUGUGCCUUGGCUGAAGAGUCAUUCCCUUGGAGGAGAAGCUGUUUUCCCGGCGGCAGGAUACUUUUCCAUGGCCAUGGAAGCAAUCACACAAGUCAAUGAAAUCAGUAGCUCCCCGGUACAUAUCACGAGUUACGUAUUACGUGAUGUAUCUAUCAAGGCUGCGCUGAUUACCCCGGACCAUGACGACGGCAUUGAAGUCAUUUUCACUAUGCGCCCAGAUUUUCAAUCAGAAAAGGAUAAUAGAACUGGUUGGUGGCACUUCAGUGCAUCGUCUUUCCCCGCCGGAGGACAGCGUAAAGACCAUAUUACAGGACGCAUUGGGAUAAAUGCUCGGGACCGCAGCCAGAAACCACGCCCAGUUCCACAUCUCCCUCAUCGUGCGAGUGGCAAGUCAUGGAACCAAGCCCUGCGUAAAGUUGGGUUUGACUAUGGUCCGACAUUUCAAGACAUGGAGAAUAUCAGGACCAACGGUACCACGUACGUUGCUGCAUGUGACACUGAAAUUCGGCAAAAGAGCGGUAUCAUGCAGGGAGAAUCUCGACACGUUAUCCAUCCCGGUAUUGUGGAUUCAUGCUUACAAUUGAUCAUCGUUUCUAUAUUCGCUGGGCGUGUUGCAGAUAUGAAAUGUGGUGCCAUCCCUAUCGGUGUGGAUGAAGUUGCCAUCUUUCCACCAACGGAAAAACAAAUACAGGAGAAAUCCGCUAAAGCACUAUCUUGGACUGACCAAAGAGGCUUGCGAUCGCUUGUCAGUAGCUCCCAGCUGACAGCCAGUGACGGGGAAUUGUUGAUGGAGAUUUCUGACAUGCGAACAACUUACUAUGAGGCGGCUGUUCCGCAAGGUGUGGAGCUGACCAUUGAGUCGCAACCCUACCAAAAAAUGGAAUGGAAACUCGACAUCGACAAUAUCAAAAAUACCCCCGAAACCAGUUCCAUUGACAUUAUUUCUGCCAUUGGUCUAUCAUUCCACAAAAACCCUUCCCUUAAAGUGAUUGAUAUCGGUGCAACUCAAAUGGCAGCCGUACUAUCUAAAAUGGGGUCAAUCAACUACACAGGCACUGGAGUCAACCACGAAGAAGUUUCUGAUAUCUCUAAAAUUGCGGAUGCCUAUAAGAACGCCCAGUCAAUUGCCCUUGACAUUAGCGUGCCAUUAGAAGGACAGGGUAUCACUAUAGAGUCAUACGACUUGGUAGUAGCACCCAGAAGUCUAAUGGAUUCAUCUGUGACCACAAAGGCCGUUCGCAAACUCCUUGCACCACAUGGCCGUGUUUUCUGGAGCCUCGAAGGCAGGCUAACUCCAAAAAACUUACAUGGAGCCCAACUGACUGCCUUUGAUGUUAUCCUUGGCCCGAAUACCCAGCCAUCGUUAGCUAUAUCUACAGCACUCAAUGAGACUACAAACGGCUAUCACACUAACGAGACUACGAGAUUAGCGCAUCUUAUCUACCGUAAAAAACAAGGCGAUGUGUUUGUCAGAGUGAAGAAUGCGCUGGAAGCAAAUGGGUGGGAUACCGUCGCGUCGCCAGUGGAAAAGCCUGUUAAUAUGAAAGGAGCCAAUGUGGUAUUUCUUGCCGACCUUGAAGGACCAUUUCUGGAUAUCAUGACCGAAAAAGAGUUUCUGUCUCUUCGGAACAUUACCGACAAUGCUUCUUUCCUUUUAUGGGUAACUCCUGGUGGGUUGCUCAAGGGACUUCAUCCGGAAUAUGCUAUGACCGCUGGGCUGGCUCGGUCAAUAAGCUCGGAACAAGCGUCCAUCAAAAUCACCACGCUAGAUUUUGACACCACUACCACUCCUUUGUCGAAGAUCGGAGAUUUAGUGGCUCAAGUCACUGAGAUUCAAUACGGAAACAAUUCAACAACCAGAGAAUCCGAAUAUUGCGUAUCGAAUGGCCUCCUUUAUAUCAGCCGCAUGGUUCCUAACGAUGAGUUGAAUGCCCUAUACGCGCCGAGAGCAAAAGAGCCUGAACCAACUUCUUAUGACCCCACGUUACAUCUGAUUGGUAAGGUCGACUCAGGAAAGAUCAUAUUUGAGGCCGAUGAACGGGAGAAACUGGGUCUAAGAGAAGAUGAGGUUGAAAUCCAGGUCUUAGCUACAGGUAUUACCAAGGAGGGUACGCUAGUUGUUGGUGGUACGGACUACCCAACGACUUUCAGCCAUGAGAUUGGAGGCGUGAUCACCAAGCUCGGCUCCAACGUCAAAGGGUUGGCACUAGGCGACCGUGUUGUUGGGUUUAGCUUCGACAAGUUUGCUACUUUCCAGCGGGUCUCGUCCCACUUCGUGCAGAAGCUAGGCCCUGAUGAUAGUAUGAACGACGCCGUCAGUUUGUUGAUGAGUUAUGGUUCAGCUCUAUACGGUCUCAACACGCUCGGUAACCUCCAGGCUGGUGAGACAGUUCUUAUCCUUGACGGAACAGGUCUUUUCGGUGCUGCAGCUAUCAAAAUAACACAAAUUAUGAAAGGGGUACCAUUCGUCGCUGUUCAGAAUGAAAAGGAAAUAGACACGAUCAAGUUGGUCUAUGACCUAUCCGACAAGAACAUAAUAAAGCCCUGGAUCGCGUCCACAACCGCACAGUUAAAACAUGCAACCGGCAAAGAUGGUGCAGACAUUGUUUUUAGCUCCGGCUUUUCUAAUGAUGAUGUGGCCCAUGAGGCCUGGAGGUGCAUUUUGCCGUUUGGUCGGUUUGUUGACUCUGGCCGUAAGAGCAUCGUCAAACGCACCACCAUGGACACUGCCCCCCUCCAUCGGGGCGCCAGCUAUCUUUCGUUUGACUUGUUAGACCUUUACCGCUACAAGCCUGCUAUUAUAUCUCAAAUCGCUGACCAGGUUAUUUCGCUUUUUCGCCAAGGAACGAUCUCUCCACCUCGGCCGGUAAUUGUCAAGAAUAUUACCGAGCUAGAUGAAGCUAUAUCCUCCUUUUCUGACACCAUCUCUUCUCCGAAGACAAUCAUCGUCUAUGAACCAUCCGACAAGACUUUGAAUGUCAUUGCACCACGUCUAAAACUAUCCUUCAAUGAGAAUGCGACUUACCUACUCGUUGGUUGUCUCGGGGGUCUUGGCCGCAGUCUUACCAGUUGGAUGAUGAAGCACGGUGCCCGUCGCUUCACUUUCUUGUCCCGUUCUGGUGCUGAUUCCUCGCAGGCCGCCCAUCUAGUUAAGGAUAUUGAGUCAGCCGGUGCAAUUGUUCAGGUUGUACGUGGCGAUGCUACUAUUCGUAAAGAUGUGGAUCGUGCUAUUGCUGGUGUUCCCGCCAGUAACCCUAUUCGGGGUGUCUUCCAGGCUGCUAUGGUCCUCCGGGAUGGCAUAUUCUCCAACAUGUCCUAUAAUGACUGGAAAACCUGCACGAGUCCAAAGGUCAAUGGAACGAGACACUUACAUGAAGCCCUAGCAGGGAAACAACUGGACUUUUUCGUUAUGACUAGUUCAGUAUCCGGUACACUCGGAACGCCCGGGCAAGCCAACUAUGCUGCGGCAAAUGCCUAUCUUGACGCUUUAGCGCACCAUCGCAGGAGUCUAGGCAGUGCUGCAACUGCCGCCGUCCUUCCAAUGGUUCUUGGUGUUGGUGUCGUCGCGGAGAAUUUCCAAAUCGAGGAGGCUCUCAAAAGUAAAGGCAUGUACGGUAUCGAGGAAGAGUCACUACUUGAAACCUUUGAAGCUUCAGUUGGGCUCGUGCCGUCCCCGCCAGAACAAACAAGCAGCGCAGACCAUGUUAUUGGGGGAUUAGAUCCUCUUAAAUUGCACAAGGCAGCUGCUGAAAGCGAGGCUACGGAUAUCUUUUGGAUGGACGACGCCCGAUUUUCUCCGCUCGUCAGGACUAUUAAUUCCGUUGGGGCAGGCAAUACGUCGGGUUCCGCCGAGAGCAUCAUAAACACCAUCAAGGCCUUGUCUAGCCCGGCUGAAGCUGAAGCAGCAAUUGGGGCUCAUUUUACUGAUAAGCUAUCUCGCAUGCUACUCAUAGAUCUAGACGAAUUCGAGCCAGACACCAGGUCAAUUGGAGAUUACGGGCUAGACAGUAUGAUCGGCUCGACACUGAGGAACUGGAUUUUCAAAGAAUACGAACUGGAUAUUCCCUUCCAGCAGCUUGUUGCGCCGAGUCUUACCAUCACGAAGUUUGCAAAACAAGUCUGUGCAAAGCAUGGUAUUGUGGAUAAUUGAUUCGUUCGAAGUAGUAGCCUGCGGCCUUAAGGUUAACUGUUGUGGACCAAAUAUAUAAGAUAUUAUGUUUUUCUUCUUCUUUUGUGUUGGAAUUUUCAUGUACCUUGCUAAAGAUAG
Molecule: messenger RNA, 7284 nt
Organism: Talaromyces stipitatus ATCC 10500
Lineage: Eukaryota; Fungi; Ascomycota; Eurotiomycetes; Eurotiales; Trichocomaceae
Product: polyketide synthase, putative
Exons: 5
Coding region: 1-7167 (2388 amino acids)
Biological process (GO): fatty acid biosynthetic process; secondary metabolite biosynthetic process
Molecular function (GO): fatty acid synthase activity; oxidoreductase activity; 3-oxoacyl-[acyl-carrier-protein] synthase activity
Source: RefSeq, a predicted model, not a curated record